UUCUAGAGCCUCCCUCCUCCCCUCCAUGGCGGGAGCGGCAGCGAGCUCUUCGUGGCUUAUCGCUUGGCCGGAUAGGUCAUCGGGCGCAUCCUUUCCCGAUUCUUCGUGCAGCUCCAGCGGCGUCUCCACGGCAUUCGUAUUGGCGGCGAGAGAAGGAUUUCUAGGGUGCUGCUCCACGUCGCAAGAGGUUUCUCUGUGUCGUGGCAGGAUUUCCUCGAGCAGGAGGAGGAAUUUCAAGUCUGGUGCUGUCACCGCCGCCGCGGCUGCUGCUACUGCUGCCAGCGUUGCUGCGGCUGUGGCUGUGGAGGAGCUCCCAAAAUCUUCUUCAUCAGAGGUUCCGGUGGAGAAUUUGGUGAUUAUCGGGUCUGGUCCCGCGGGAUACACUGCUGCGAUCUAUGCGGCUCGCGCGAAUUUGAAGCCCCUUGUGUUUGAGGGAUAUCAGGCUGGAGGAGUUCCUGGCGGCCAGCUAAUGACGACCACAGAGGUGGAGAAUUUUCCUGGAUUUCCCGAAGGCAUCUCAGGACCAGACUUGAUGGACCGGAUGCGGAAACAAGCUGAAAGAUGGGGAGCAGAACUAAGAACCGAAGACGUGGAAGUGGUGGACGUUUCGAUCAGACCAUUCACUGUGAGGAGUAGCGAGCGUGAAGUGAAAUGCCAUACGCUCAUCAUCGCUACCGGCGCAGUGGCAAAGCGGCUUGGACUGCCUAGGGAGCAUGAAUUUUGGAGUAGAGGAAUCAGUGCCUGCGCUAUAUGCGAUGGUGCCUCUCCGAUUUUCAAGGCACAGGAGCUUGCAGUGGUCGGAGGUGGGGAUACUGCAACCGAAGAGGCUCUAUACCUUACGAAAUAUGCCCGGCAUGUGCAUUUGCUAGUACGAAGAGACCAGUUGCGGGCAUCGAAAGCAAUGCAGGAUAGGGCGUUCAACAAUCCAAACAUCACGGUGCACUUCAACACGCGAGUUCUAGAUGUUGUUCCUAAUGACAAGGGACAAAUGGCGGGUGUUUUGCUAGAGGACUCGUCCAGUGGCAUUCGGAAGACCUUGCAAGUAAAAGGCCUCUUCUAUGGUAUCGGACAUCAGCCAAACAGUCAUCUUCUAGCAGGACAAGUGGAGCUGGAUGAAGCUGGUUACGUUGUCACAACGGGAAGUGGAGGCGAGACGUCAGUCGAGGGAGUGUUUGCGGCUGGUGACUUACAGGAUCACGAGUGGAGACAAGCAGUUACUGCUGCAGGCUCUGGCUGCAUGGCCGCAUUGGCUGCUGAGCGCUAUCUAGUCCGAACUAACCUUCUUAUCGAAUUCCAUCAGCCAAAACAAGAAGAAACUAAGAAGGAGCUCACAAGCGAGGAUGUCGAGAUGGGAUUCGAUAUCACUGCGACCAAGCACAAAGGCCAGUAUGCAUUGCGGAAGCUGUACCACGAAAGCCCUCGUCUCAUUGCUGUUCUCUACACAUCACCAACGUGUGGCCCUUGCAGAACACUAAAGCCAAUCUUCAACAAAGUGGUAGACGAGUUCAACAAAGAGGUCCAUCUUGUCGAGAUUGAUAUCGAAGAGGAUCCCGAGAUUGCCGAAGCAGGUGGAGUGAUGGGCACGCCGUGCAUCCAAUUCUUCAAGAACAAAGAGAAACUCACGGAAUUCGCAGGAGUGAAGAUGAAGAAGGAUUAUAGAGAGUUUAUAACGUCAAACAAGUAAGUAGCUCAUAUUUUUCGUGGAUCGAUUUUGUUCCAUCCACUGAGCCAAAUUCUCUAUCGGGGUUGUUUUAUAUAAGCGAAUAAUCAUUCACAACAACUAAAAGA
Molecule: messenger RNA, 1788 nt
Organism: Selaginella moellendorffii
Lineage: Eukaryota; Viridiplantae; Streptophyta; Lycopodiopsida; Selaginellales; Selaginellaceae
Product: thioredoxin reductase NTRC
Exons: 10
Coding region: 26-1684 (552 amino acids)
Biological process (GO): removal of superoxide radicals
Cellular component (GO): cytoplasm
Molecular function (GO): thioredoxin-disulfide reductase (NADPH) activity
Source: RefSeq, a predicted model, not a curated record